AGGACAGGACAGGACAGGACACCCUCAUGCUUGCUUCAUAAACCUCACCACAUUUUGCUGCCGCAGCUGUCGUGGCACACACAGUGAGCGUAGAGGUGCGCUACUUCUGGGAUGAUUAUGUCGAGUCGGUCAAAGGCUUUUUCACACUGAUCAGCGAUCACCGAGCCCGUUUCUCUUCGGCAAAAUAACGGAAUGUUGCCACUUUCUUUCUCAGCAAGGUCGGUUCCCACAGAGCAGUGAAGACUCCGCUCAUUUACCAUGAGCUGUUUGGAUGUUAUGUUCCCAGCCUAUGGACAUUACGCACCGUACGCACCGACUGUUACAGCUUUUAUCAAUAGCGUACAGGCUCCUACUGGUCUGAGCAGCACUUCUUCUCUCUGCCGGGAUUUUAUGGACACUCCCAGGGGUCCAGAGGGGAUGUCUGGGGGCCCAGGCACUGGAGGAUCAACUUCCUCUUCGUCUUCAUCAAACUCUUCCUCUUCCUCCUACACGCCUGCGACAUUGAGGCCAGAGGAGUGCCCCAAGGAGAAGCAAGAGGCCCCUGAGGCAGAGUACCUCUCUUCUCGCUGUGUCCUCUUCACCUACUACCAAGGAGAUAUCAGCAGUGUGGUGGAUGAGCACUUCUCCAGGGCCCUCAGCUCCUACAUGGAUGGAGAGGGCAAACGGCGGGUCUUAGACCAACAGGGCACAGAUACCACUUCACCUGGCAGUCGACGAAGCUUCCCCCCAUCCUUCUGGGACAGUAACUACUCCUCGCCUCAGAACCGCUCCCACUGUGAGACUGGAGCACCUUCCUAUUCCAUGGACCCAUACACAUCAGCCUUGCACCCGGGCCUAGCGCACCCACACGCUCAUCCUCACCCACACGCUCAUCCUCACUCCCACCCUCACCCACCAGAAAGCUGGGGAUAUGCCCAGGCCCAAGCCUACGGCCACCCACGGCCUCUUCAUGAACUGUAUUCACCGUCAGCUUUGGAGCCCCACUACGGGCCCUUGCUUAUGCCCACAGUGAGGCCACCUCAUCCCUUGAGCUUGCCAAGCCACUAUGAAGUGAGCAAGCUGGAGCCUACUGCCUCCUGGCCCGGUCUGCUUCCACCAGGAGAUGUCAGCCAGGCGCUGGCACUUAACAUGGAUACAGGCCUCCAGCAGCACAAGAAAGGCAAGGAGCUAUACUGGUUCUAACGAGCCCCUCAGUCACAUUGACCAGCCAUUACCAGAUCCAAUUAGUCCCUGGACCUGCUCCGCUAUUGAAGCAGCGUGUCCCUUUAUCCCCCCUACACACUGCAUCCCCAUCUAUCCACCCCCUUCUCUCUGCUCCUGGCCUCCCCUGCCAGUAUACAUCCUUGCUCCAGGUUGACAUGUGUGCACCAUGGAGAUAAAGCAGAGAGAGGGACAAAGAGACAGAGUGUCACUGUCUAUAAUCUGUGCUAUUGCUCUCUCUCUCUUCCACAUCUCUCUUCCACUCUCUCUCCUGACGCUGUCGGUGCUGCACAGACCUUGGCAAGGUGUGAGCUACAGUGACCUGUUUGGACUGGGAAAGACAGGAUCACAACAGACUUUUUCAGAGGACAGAGAGAUAGAGGGAUGAAUGGAGGGACAGGGGGAUGAAUAGCGGCAAGCAGGGAUUCCCUCCAACGUCCCUGGUUAUCUCUGUCUCAUGCUCUUUGUUGGUACAGUGGUUGUCAUCAUCCACUUAUCUGCAUUUGACAAAUGCAACAUGCAGUGAUAAACAGGAGCAGCAAGUAUGGCUGUUUAUGCUUUGUGACUCAUCAUGACACUUUCUUUUGGUUGUUGUUAAAUGAUUUUGGUCUCUGAAAUAAAGUGUUUCUAUUUAUUGGUGUUUACGUGCAUUUCUAAACUGUUUGGUUAGGCCAGUGUUCUAAAAUGAUUGUGAUUCAG
Messenger RNA from Etheostoma spectabile (orangethroat darter), 1899 nucleotides. RefSeq names its product vestigial-like family member 2b (gene vgll2b). Gene Ontology annotation, cellular component: nucleus. Bases 259 to 1182 code for a protein of 307 amino acids. The transcript has 4 exons. Lineage: Eukaryota; Metazoa; Chordata; Actinopteri; Perciformes; Percidae. Gene Ontology annotation, biological process: regulation of DNA-templated transcription. The record is from RefSeq and is a predicted model, not a curated record.